Molecule: messenger RNA, 1085 nt
Organism: Spodoptera exigua (beet armyworm)
Lineage: Eukaryota; Metazoa; Arthropoda; Insecta; Lepidoptera; Noctuidae
Source: the annotation of a GenBank genome assembly
AACAAAAUGGCUUCCGCGUCAGUGAUGUUGGUGCAGCCCAAAGGGGAACUUUGGGAGAAGAUCAGAGUGGAACUGAACGAGAAUGUAAACACAAGAGACCAGGACCUGGCCACCAUUAAAGAUUGGCUGAAGAAGCAACCACAUCUCCCUGAUGAAUGGGAUGACCGCUGUUUGAUGAGCUUCCUCCGAGGAUGCAAUUUCUCCCUGGAGAAGUGCAAGAAUAAACUGGAUAUGUACUUCACAAUGAGGAGUGCCUGUCCAGAAUUCUUCGCCAACAGAGAUAUCACGAGACCAGAGCUUCACGACCUUAUGAAGAGGGCACAAGGACCUACUAUGCCAGGACUGACCCCAUCCGGCAGACGAGUCACAAUUUGCAGAGCCCUGGACAAAAGGAUGGAUCCACAGAACUUGAACGAUGCGUUCAAAAUCGCCAUGAUGAUCGGUGACGUCAGACUGAUGGAAGAAAUCGAAGGUGUGGCUGGAGAUAUUUACAUUCUAGAUGCUUCUGUGGUCAGCCCAAGUCAUUUAGGAAAAUUAUCCCCGUCAGCGUUGAAGAAAUUCUUCAUUUGUGUCCAGGAAGCAUACCCGAUUAAAUUGAAAGAAGUCCACGUAGUAAACACAACAACUUUGGUUGAGACGGUCUAUAAUAUCAUCAAACCCUUCCUCAAGGAGAAAAUGAGGCAAAGAAUUCACUUCCACAGCAGUUACACAGCUCUUCACGAGUACGUACCUAAGGAAUUACUGCCAACUGAAUACGGCGGCACCGGUAGCCCUCUUGAGGAAAUCAACAAUGCUUGGAUAAAAAAACUGGAAGAAUACAAAGAUUGGUUCAAGGCUCAAGAAAGUCUCAAAGCUAACGAGGCCCUACGACCUGGAAAACCAACUAAUUAUGAUGAACUCUUUGGCAUCGAUGGAUCCUUCAGACAGCUUGCUAUAGAUUAAAGCACUGUUACAAACCUAGAUUAGUUACUAUGUAUGUAAGGCCUCGUAAAAUCAUAGGCUAGUUUCAUACCUGAGAUAAAACUGCAAUCCAUCCGACCAAUAAGAUUGUUUGAGAUGAAAACUCUUUGCUAAAUACCUACUAU